AUGGGCGCUUGGGCGGCGCGGGGGGUCCCUGUCGCGCUGCUGACGCUGCUGGCUGCCGCCCUCGUCCUUGUUGGCUGCGAGGAAUCCAGCAGAGGGCAUUCUUACAACAGAGGGAAGCAGCAGUUGCGGCGUCUUCAACAAGUGACCCCACUCCUUGGGUUUGGGAGCGAUGCCCCCUGCGGACGAUUUCCAUUCAUGGUCUCUUUACAAGACCAAGACAGUGUCCACAAAUGCGGUGGAGUGCUGGUGCAUCCAGAAUGGAUCUUGACCGCAGCGCACUGCAUCGAUGCAAGCUCUCCAACAUCAAUCGGAGCAACACCGACCAUCGUCAUUGGGCCCUGCAAUCUUGACGGAGAUGAUGGCGAUCCAGUGGAGGAACCCCAGCCCGUGCGCACCUUCAUACCAGACAGUUGGACCGGCGACGUCCGGGAGGGGAGCGACAUCGCCCUGGUGCGCUUCAGGCCGCCCUCCAUCCACGUGCCCGUCGGCAUGCCCGUCAGCGGACACGCGGUGGACGGCGGCACGAGGCUGGUGGCCCUGGGCUGGGGAAAGCAGGAGGCGAGCAGCACGCGGGAUGAGAAACAGCUCCAGAUGGCGGACCCCAUGAACUUCGUGGAGGUCGCGGACUGCAACGGAGAGGACGCCAAUCAGUACGGCGGGUUCAUUGACGAUUCGAUGGUGUGCGCAUUUGGCCUCGAGGGGCAGCAGAUCUGCCAAGGUGACAGCGGUGGCCCCUUGCUGCAAGUGAACAGCAAAAAUUCCAAUAUUACAGCGGGCGCCCCCAACAGAGACCUCGUGGUGGGCAUAGCCUCUUUCACAGAGGACACCAAGUGCGGAGAGUCGAGCAAACCGGCCGUCUUCACGAAUGUUGCGAGCUUCCGAGACUGGAUCGAGAGCCACCUGGCGAUGUCAGAAACGGUACCUCCACCAGCAUCACCAUUCCCCCAGCCACCGCCGCCACAACUGCCAACGCCACCGCCACCGCCACCAUCACCACCGUCACCAGCACCUGCACCGGAUCCUAGACCUCCUGUGGGACAACCACCGUGCCCAUUCAGGAACGACUCCCGGCCAAGGGCCGUGGCGCUGACGAGCGGCGAUUUCCUCAUCGCCGCCCCCGAGGACGACUGCUGCCUGCUGUGCCUCACGACGCCUGGGUGCACCAGCUGGACUCGCGGCGAGACCAACGGCGAGUGUGUCUUGGAAUCGGACAGCGGUGUGCAGCCCAAGGCGCCGGCGCUCGCGCCAGCAGGAGCAGAGCCAACGGCCGUGACGCCGUCACCAGAAACAGCACCAGAGACGCCUCCUGAGCAGGCGCCGCCGCCCGUGCCGGUGGCGGCUGCAUCGCCACCCCCUGUCCCUUCGCCGACGCCGACGCCAACGCCGACGCCGACGCCCCCGCCACCAUCACCGUCACAGGUUGCAAUUGAUGCGAGCCUGUGGAACGCCGCCGGCGCCGGAGACGUCGACGCGGUGAGGGAAGCGCUGGCCGCCGGUGGCGACCCCGACAAGCUGCAGGGCAGAAACGAGAAGAUGACCGCCACGGCCAACGCGGCGCUGCACGGGCACCUCGAGAUCGUCUCGGUGCUGGUUGAGGCCGGUGCGGACGUGAACAUCCAGGGCGCACCGAUCGGCGCCACGCCCAUAUACCUCGCCUCGCUGGAGGGCCACGCCGACGUCGUGGACGUCCUCAUCGACGCCGACGCCAAUCUGGACGUUCAGACGCUCAAGGACGGCCGCACACCGCUGUCGUCGGCGUCUCAGAACGGCCACGCCCCUGUCGUCCAGGCCCUGGUAGUCGCGGGCGCGGACGUCGGGCUCGCAAUGACCGGCGGCAACGGCCUCACCCCCCUCAUGCUGGCCUCCUUCAUGGGCCACUCGGACAUUGUCCAGAUCCUGCUGCUGGCGGGGGCGGACCCCGACCAACAGAACGACGUUCUCGAGACGGCGCUGCACUUCGCUUCCAGGACGGUCGGGGCGGACAGCGAGCUGGUGGUGACUGACCUGUUGGACAACGGGGCGGACAUCGAUGUGGAGGAUUUGCUUGCGUCGUACACGCCGCUGGGGCGGGCGGCAUAUUACGGGAACGCCGGGACUGCCAGGGUGUUGGUUGAUCGAGGCGCAGACUUGAACAGGGGAGGGGCCACGCCCAGGGAGCUGAUAUGCGAGUGUCUGAGGCACGACGAGUGCACGCCGGGGGGGUGCGAUCAACCGGAAAUCGAGGAAACGAUGCUUGAUGUUUUGGGGGCUUAG
Messenger RNA from Ostreobium quekettii, 2253 nucleotides. The record is from the annotation of a GenBank genome assembly. NCBI's taxonomy places the organism in Eukaryota, Viridiplantae, Chlorophyta, Ulvophyceae, Bryopsidales, Ostreobiaceae.